This is a messenger RNA of Chiloscyllium plagiosum (whitespotted bambooshark), 14870 nucleotides long. The record is from RefSeq and is a predicted model, not a curated record. Lineage: Eukaryota; Metazoa; Chordata; Chondrichthyes; Orectolobiformes; Hemiscylliidae.
UCGUGGCACGAGCCUGUGUUCGAACAGACCUACUGACUGAAGGCGCGACCCCCAAGCCCCUGCACAAGCCUGGACUCCUCCCGCCCCCACCCCCACUUGCAGCAACAGAGAUGGGGCUGGCCUUUAAGAUCCUCCUCCUGUUGGUCACAGUGAGCCUGGAGGGGGGCGACUGCGCCAUCUUUGUGAAGACCAUCCGUCAGCGGCGGGCACUGCUGCCCAACGCCACAUCCGGCCGCCCCACCACCUUCAACCACGUCUACAACAUCAAGCUGCCGUACUGCAGGAACUGCUCGGCUAACGUCGCUAGGCCCCUGGCCCGCAUCUUUGAGGCUCGAGAUGAGGCCAGGGAUGACCAGAGCUUUGAGCACACCGUCGACCCCACCAAUCAGGUGGUCUUCACUCACAGGAUUAACAUCCCUCCACAGGUCUGUGGCUGCGACGAUAUUCAGGCUCUCCUAAACCGCCUGGAGGUGCUGGAGAAGCAGGUGCUGACCCUGGAGAGGCAGUGCUCGGGCAGUCCGUGCUGUGGUAUGAAGCGUGUGGACUGCGGUGCCCAUGGAAGGUUCAGCUCCUCUAGCUGCAGCUGUGUUUGUAACCAGGGCUGGACGGGGCCAACCUGUGCCAAGGCUAGCUGCCCUGCCAGCUGCCACCCUCCCCAGGGUGACUGUGUGGAUGGCCGGUGUGUGUGUCGUCAGGGGUUCACAGGCGAGGACUGCAGCAAGGAGAGCUGCCCCGAUGACUGUAAUGACCAGGGCCGCUGUAUCGAUGAUGAGUGUGUCUGCUUCCCUGGCUACACGGGCUACGGCUGUACUGAGCAGACCUGCCCUGAUGACUGUAGGGACCACGGCAAGUGUGUCAAUGGCCGCUGCAUCUGUGACAAGGGCUACUCCGGCUUCGACUGCCGCCUCGAAGAUUGUCCGGGAGACUGCAGCGGACAAGGGCGCUGUAUCGAUGGCGAGUGCGUCUGUAACACAGGCUUCUCAGGACGGGACUGCAGCCUUCCGGCCUGUCCCAGUAACUGUCACCGCCGAGGGAGCUGUGUCAACGGCAAGUGUGUCUGCAGGAAAGGCUUCACUGGGCCUGACUGCAGCCUGAAAGCUUGUCCUGAGAACUGUAACAACCGAGGGCGAUGUGUCAAUGGGAAAUGUGUCUGUAACACAGGCUAUUCAGGACCUUCCUGUGGGACCCAGACCUGUCCUGAGAACUGUAACAACCAAGGGCGAUGUGUCAAUGGGAAAUGUGUCUGUAACACAGGCUAUUCAGGAUCUUCCUGUGGGACCCAGACCUGUCCUGAGAACUGUAACAACCGAGGGCGAUGUGUCAAUGGGAAAUGUGUCUGUAACACAGGCUAUUCAGGACCUUCCUGUAAAACACAGACCUGUCCUGAGAACUGUAACAACCGAGGGCGAUGUGUCAAUGGGAAAUGUGUCUGUAACACAGGCUAUUCAGGGCCUUCCUGUGGGACCCAGACCUGUCCUGAGAACUGUAACAACCGAGGGCGAUGUGUUGAUGGAAAGUGCGUCUGCAAGGAUGGGUUCGCAGGAAAUGAUUGUUCAAUUGAAAUCCCAGCCGCCAUCCGGCUUCAUGUGAAGAAGGUCCUGGAGAACAAGGCGACUGUGGGUUGGGAGCUGCCGCAGGUUCCAGUCGAUUCCUGGGAGAUCACCUUCCGAUCCCUGCAGGAGGACGUUGGUCAGCUGACCCAUCUCGUGGCUGGCUCCAAGAGCACGUUCCAGCAGACAGGCCUGGCUUCAGGGCAGGAGUAUGAGGUGACAGUGCGGGCAAAGAAGGGCAAGAGGUUGGGGCCGGCCGUAUCCAGGACCCUCACAACACUGAUCGAUGGGCCACGGAAUCUCCACGUAGUCUCAGCGACCAACUCCACCAUUGAGCUGGGCUGGAAGAAGCCAGAAGCCUCCAUUGACCAUUAUCGCCUCAACUACUCGUCAGCGACUGGCAAACGCAGCCAGGUGGUAGUGCCUGCCAGUAACAGCAGCAUCGUACUGACAGGGCUGGAGGCUGGCGUUGAACACACCAUCUUCCUGGUGGGGGAGAAAGGUCAACACCAGAGCAAGGCCGUCGCCACCAAAGGAACAACUGAAGGUGGCACCCAGGGCAAACUGGCCAGAGGGUACUCAUCACCCACAGAGGCUGCCAGUGAGAACCAGCUUGUCCAGAACAUCUCGAGGACCAUCUCCAAGACGAUCAUGGCUGGGGAACUCUCUGCUGCUGAUGUCGGCCCAGUGAUGUGGUCCGUCAUUCGGCGUUAUCCGGCCUUUCCCAAAGAGGUCAGGCGCUCUACCAAGGUGCUUCUCAAUAUCCCAAAUACGGGAAUCCCCCGAGUCAGUUCCAGGUCUGGGAGAGGACCAGGGAGACACAGAGGAUCCAAUGUGGUUGGCUCCCCUGCAGUUUCCCCAAAGAAGCCUAAGGGAGGAGUUGCUGGCUCUCCCGGAGACCGGGAAGCCAUUCGCAUUCCCAUUCCCCAGCAAACCCACAAUGGAACCGUGAGCCCUCCCAGCACCAGGACGCCUGAACUAAACAAGCCGGAGAUUUUUGGAGGUAAAGGCCCACCACUUUCUGACAUGGAGAACAUCGUCGUUAACUUUACUAGAACCUUCUUUUUUCCCAAGGGUACUUCAAAUGGCGGUUGUUCAGGAUCGGAAUGUAAACUGGCCUCGUACCUCAUGUUUCCUUUUGAAGACAGGGCACCUCAUGACACAUUUAUAUCGCACAUUUCACCCGGGAAAAGGCAUUCUGCAAUGAACAUUGUCAAAGAUGAAGAGCUGACCACUCCCUCGAAAACAAAGCUGGAGGGCCCGGCCAUUCCCAGCGGUCCCUCAGACAGCCCUCCCACAGCCGCCAAUGACCCACUCCUCACUACCCAGAGCUCUUCCCCAACGCAGGCUCCCAGUGACCUUCGACCUUUUGACCUCCCGGAUUUGACCACUGCCGUGAACUCUUACCACGUUGCGCCUGACGACAAACUCUCGGCUUCCAUUACAGACCAGGUUGCUCAUUUUCGCAACGUGACGGUUAGGGACGUUACGACCCAAGCCUUCCGCCUGUCUUGGAAGGUUCCGGAAGGAGCCUUCGACUCUUUUGUCGUCCAAUACAGAGUGGCUACAGGCUCUGUGCGCUGGGAGGAACGGAAAGUGCAGGGGCGUUUCCGCUCGGUGCUCCUCAAGGGGCUGCUCCCUGGCACAGACUACACCAUUAGAUUGUACGGAGUUCGAGACGGGCAGCGGACUGGGCCUACUGCACUGAACGUGACCACAGAUUUCAUGGAACCAGUGAAAGUGGGGAAGCUUGGAAGACUCACCUUCUCUGACAUCACAGAGCGCUCCCUGCGCCUGGCCUGGACUGCGGACAGGGACUUUGACACCUUCCUCGUACACUACCGCAUCAUUGGGUCCAAGGAGGUGCACAAGCUGAAGCUGCCCGGCAACCUUCGCUCCUCGCUCAUCACAGGCCUCAGGCCUGGCACCAACUACUCCAUUUCCCUCCACGGUAUCUCAUCUGGCCAGCGGACUAAACCAAUCAGCAGCACCACAACCACCACAGAGGCUGUAAAACUGGGCAGCGUGUCCACCUCUGAUAUCACGGCUAACUCCCUCCGACUCUCCUGGACGGUGGACAGGGCCCACUUUGACUCCUUUUUAAUCCAGUACAGAGUCCAGCGCUCUGAGGAGACCCAAAACAUCACAGUCACCGGUGGGCAAAGAUCCCACUUCAUCGUAGGCCUCAAGCCUACUACCAGAUACAUCAUCUAUCUGUACGGGAUUUCUGAUGGAGUAAGGACAGAGCCUUUGACCACUACUGUGACCACCUCAGUGAAAGUGCAGCCACAGCGGGGUGAAGUGAGGGACCUCUCAGUAUCGGACAUCACGGCCGACUCUCUCCAGCUCUCCUGGGUGACCGAGAGGCGAUACGACUCUUUCUUCAUUGAGUACAGAGCUGAAGAGGACCACGUCCUCCAGAGCCUGACGGUUCGUGGUGACCAUCGAUCGGCCACCAUCACAGGCCUCAGGCCUACCACCAAAUACACCCUCUAUCUCUAUGGGGUCUCGGCUGAUCAGCGCACUGCUCCGCUGAGCGUGGUCGCCACCACCACAGAUAAGGACGCAGCCAGACUGAAAAAGGUUGGGCAGCUUUCAGUCUCUAAUGUCACAUCUGACUCCUUCCAGCUUUCCUGGGCAGCAGAUGGUGCUUUUGAUUCCUUUGUGAUACAGUACAGGGUGCCCGGUUCUAAAGUGGCACGGAAACGCACGGUAACCGGUGACAGCCAGAGAACUGUGAUCACAGGCCUCAGGCCUAGCACCAGCUACAGAGUCUUCCUCUUUGGGGUUUCCCAUGGCCAGCGCACAAGACCACUGACUGGCCUUGUAUCCACCAGAGCUUCCACAGAUAAAGACAAAGUAAAGCCAAGUAAAGUGAAUAAGCUGGAGAAUCUUUCCGUCUCUAACGUCACAGCAGACUCAUUCCGGCUGUCCUGGAGAGCGGAGAAAGAUUUUAAUUCUUUUCUCAUACAGUACGGAGUGCGAGGUUCUGAGGAUGUGCACAACGUGACGGUAACUGGUGACCGUCGAUUGUCUGUCAUCACAGGCCUGAGGCCUAGCACCGUGUACACAGUCUAUGUCUAUGGGAUCUCUGCUGGUGUACGCAGCAAGCCUCUCAACACCCUCAUAACCACCAAAGCUUCCACAGAUAAAGACAAAGUAAAGCCGAGUAAAGUGAAUAAGCUGGAGAAUCUUUCAAUCUCUAACGUCACAGCGGACUCUUUCCAGCUGUCCUGGGGAGCGGAGAAAGAUUUUGAUUCUUUUCUCAUACAGUACGGUGUGCGAGGUUCUGAGGAUGUACACAACGUGACAGUAACUGGUGGCCGUCGAUUGUUUGUCAUCACAGGCCUGAGGCCUAGCACCGUGUACACAGUGUAUGUCUAUGGGAUCUCUGCUGGUGUACGCAGCAAGCCACUCAACACCCUCAUAACUACCAAAGCUUCCACAGAUAAAGACAAAGUAAAGCCAAGUAAAGUGAAUAAGCUGGAGAAUCUUUCAGUCUCUAACAUCACAGCGGAUUCCUUCCAGCUGUCCUGGGGACCGGAGAAAGAUUUUGAUUCUUUUCUCAUACAGUACAGAAUAAGAGGCUCUGAGGAUGUGCACAAUGUGACAGUAACUGGUGACCGUGGAUUGUUUGUCAUCACAGGCCUGAGGCCUAGUACCGUGUACACAGUCUAUGUCUAUGGGAUCUCUGCUGGUGUACGCAGCAAGCCUCUCAACACCCUUUUAACCACCAAAGCUUCCACAGAUAAAGACAAAGUAAAGCCGAGUAAAGUGAAUAAGCUGGAGAAUCUUUCAGUCACUAACGUAAAAGUGGACUCUUUCCAGCUGUCCUGGAGAGCGGAGAAAGGCUUUGAUUCUUUUCUCAUACAGUACAGAGUGCGUGGCUCUGAGAAUGUGCACAAUGUGACGGUAUCUGGUGACCAUCGAUUGUCUGUCAUCCCAGGCCUGAGACCUAGCACCAUAUACACAGUCUAUGUCUACGGGAUCUCUGCUGGUGUACACAGCAAGCCUCUUAAAACCCUCAUAACCACCAAAGCUUCCACAGAUAAAGACAAAGUAAAGCCAAGUAAAGUGAAUAAACUGAAGAAUCUUUCAGUCACUAACAUAAAAGCGGAUUCCUUCCAGCUGUCCUGGGGAGCAGAGAAAGGUUUUGAUUCUUUUCUCGUACAGUACAGAGUGCAUGAUUCUAAGGAUUUGCACAGUGUGACGGUAACUGGUGACCGUCGAUUGUCUGUCAUCACAGGCCUGAGGCCUAGCACCAUGUACACAGUCUAUGUUUAUGGGAUCUCUGGUGGUGUACACAGCAAACCAGUCAAAACCCUUAUAACCACCAAAGCUUCCACAGAUAAAGACAAAGUAAAGCCAAGUAAAGUGAAUAAGCUGGAGAAUCUUUCAGUCUCCAACAUCACAGUGAACUCCUUCCAACUGUCAUGGGGAGCAGAGAAAGAUUUUGAAUCUUUUCUCAUACAGUACAGAGUAAGAGGUUCUGAGGAUGUGCACAAUGUGACAGUAACUGGUGGCCGUCGAUUGUCUGUCAUCACAGGCCUGAGGCCGAGCACUGCGUAUACAGUCUAUGUCUAUGGGAUCUCUGCUGGUGUACGCAGCAAGCCACUCAACACCCUCAUAACCACCAAAGCUUCCACAGAUAAAGACAAAGUAAAGCCAAGUAAAGCGAAUAAGUUGGAGAAUCUUUCAGUCUCUAACAUCACAGCGGACUCUUUCCAGCUGUCCUGGGGAGUAGAGAAAGAUUUUGAUUCUUUUCACAUACAGUACGGAGUGCGAGAUACUGAGGAUGUGCACAACGUGACGGUAGCUGGUGACCGUCAAUUGUCUGUCAUCACAGGCCUGAAGCCUAGCACCGUGUACACAGUCUAUGUUUAUGGGAUCUUUGCUGGUGUACGCAGCAAGCCACUCAACACCCUCAUAACCACCAAAGCUUCCACAGAUAAAGACAAAGUAAAGCCAAGUAAAGUGAAUAAGCUGGAGAAUCUUUCCGUCUCUAACGUCACAGCGGACUCUUUCCAGCUGUCCUGGGGAGCGGAGAAAGAAUUUAAUUCUUUUCACAUACAGUACGGAGUGCGAGGUUCUGAGGAUGUGCACAACGUGACGGUAACUGGUGACCGUCGAUUGUCUGUCAUCACAGGCCUGAGGCCUAGCACCGUGUACACAGUCUAUGUCUAUGGGAUCUCUGCUGGUGUACGCAGCAAGCCACUCAACACACUCAUAACCACCAAAGCUUCCACAGAUAAAGACAAAGUAAAGCCAAGUAAAGUGAAUAAGCUGGAGAAUCUUUCAGUCUCUAACGUCACAGUGGACUCUUUCCAGCUGUCCUGGGGAGCGGAGAAAGAUUUUGAUUCUUUUCUCAUACAGUACGGAGUGCGAGGUUCUGAGGAUGUGCACAACGUGACAGUAACUGGUGACCAUCGAUUGUCUGUCAUCACAGGCCUGAGGCCUAACACCAUGUACACAGUCUAUGUCUAUGGGAUCUCUGCUGGUGUCCGCAGCAAGCCACUCAACACCCUCAUAACCACCAAAGCCUCUGGGGGGAAGCCAAGUGACAAGAUGAAACCGGGUCGCUUGUCGUUCUUGAACAUCACCUCGGAUUCUGUCCAGCUGUUCUGGCCACCUCAGAGAGGCACUGAUUUUUAUAUCCUCCAGUACAGAGUGCGGUCUUCUGCAGCUGUACAGAACGUCACACUUACUGGUGACCGCCGCUCUUUCAAAAUCACAGGCCUCAGUCCUGCCACUAAGUACCUCUUCUCCCUGUACCGUGUCUCCGGGGGCCAGUACAAAAAGCCACUGCUCCUUCCAUUAACCACCAAAGCUUCUCCUGAGAAGGCCAAGCCCAAACCGCAAAAGGAGAUUGAACUGGGCGCCCUGUCGGUUUCUAAUGUCACGGCCGACUCCACUGCAUUCUCCUGGACUGCAGAGAAGGGAUUCGAUGCCUUUCUGAUACGGUACAAAGUGCAUGGCUCCGGGGCUGUGCAGAACUUCACGGUCACCGGCGGCAACCGCUCGGCAACUAUCACAGGCCUGAGGCCUAGCACCAAGUACACCCUCUAUGUCUACGGGGUCUCUAAUGGAAAACGCACAAAGCCACUGAGCAGAGUUAUUACCACAAAAGCUUCCAAAGAUAAAGAGACUGUAAAACUGGGCAGCGUGUCCACCUCUGAUAUCACGGCUAACUCCCUCCGACUCUCCUGGACGGUGGACAGAGCCCACUUUGACUCCUUUUUAAUCCAGUACAGAGUCCAGGGCUCUGAGGAGACCCAAAACAUCACAGUCACCGGCGGGCAAAGAUCCUACCUCAUGGUAGGCCUCAAGCCUACUACCAGAUACACCAUCUAUCUCUACGGGAUUUCUGAUGGCAUAAGGACAGAGCCCUUAACCACUACUGUGACUACCUCAGCUUCUGCAGAGAGAGAUACUACAACACCAGCUCAGCUGGGCAGCGUGUCCACCUCUGAUAUCACGGCUAACUCCCUCCAAAUCUCCUGGACGGUGAACAGGGCCCACUUUGACUCCUUUUUAAUCCAGUACAGAGUACAGGGCUCUGAGGAGACCCAAAACAUCACAGGCACCAGCGGGCAAAGAUCCUACCUCAUCGUAGGCCUCAAGCCUACUACCAGAUACACCAUCUAUCUCUACGGGGUCUUCAAUGGCAAACAUAGCAAACCGUUGACUGCUGCCGUGACCACCACAGCCUCCACAGAUAAAGAGGGUCAGAGGCCGCUCACGGUGGUGGAUCUGGGCAAGGUCUCAGUGUCUAAGGUCACGGCCAACUCCCUCAAACUCUCCUGGGAAACGGAGAGAUCCUAUGAUUCCUUCCUCAUCGAGUACGGCCCUGAGGGCUCGGAAGAUGUAAGUGAGCUCCCGGUAACCGGUGACCGUAGAUCUGCUGUCAUCACAGGCCUGAGGCCUAGCACCACCUACAAGCUCCGUGUCUACGGGCUGUCUGGUGACCAACGCAGCAGACCGCUGACCACCUCCGCCAAGACCACAGCCACCGCAGCUAAAGACGCUGUGAAGCCAAGUAAACUUGGCGACCUUUCUGUCUCUCACAUCACGGCUCAGUCCUUCAAACUCUCCUGGACAGCAAGCGAGGGCUUCGAUUCCUUUCUGAUAGAGUACAGCACCUCGGAGCCCCGGGGAGUGUACAACCUGACCAUGACCGGGGACCAAAGAUCCACCUCCAUCAAAGGCCUCAGGCCUACCACCGUCUACACUGUCCGUCUCUAUGGGGUCGCUAAGGGCCAGCACACAAAGCCACUGACCAGCGUAGUGACCACCACAGCCCUGACAGAUAAGUCCGUGGUCAAACCCGUUAAACUGAGACCUCUUUCCGUUUCCACGGUGACGGCUCACUCUGUGCGGGUCUCCUGGACGACAGAUUUGGUCUUUGGUUCCUUCCUCAUCGAGUACAGAAUCGUGGGGUCCCGGAGUGUGCAGAAUGUGACGGUGAUGGCCCAUCGCCGCUCCUACCUCAUCACAGGCCUGAGGCCUAGCACCAAGUACACCGUCACCGUCUAUGGGAUUUCCAGAGGCCAGCGCACAGCACUGUCAACAUCUGUGGUAACCACAAGAGCCUCCACAGAUAAAGAGGGUCAGAGGCCGCUCACGGUGGUGGAUCUGGGCAAGGUCUCCGUGUCUAAGGUCACGGCCGACUCCCUCAAACUCUCCUGGGAAAUGGAGAGAUCCUAUGAUUCCUUCCUCAUCGAGUACAGCCCUGAGGGCUCAGAGGAUGUGAAUGAACUCCCGGUAACCGGUCACCGUCAAUCUGCUGUCAUCACAGGCCUGAGACCUAGCACCACCUAUAAACUGUAUGUCUACGGGCUCUCUGGUGACCAACGCAGCAGGCUGCUGACCACCUCCGCCAAGACCACAGACAAGGCCGUGGUCAAGCCCGUUAAACUGAGACCUCUUUCCGUUUCCACGGUGACGGCUCAUUCUGUGCGGGUCUCCUGGACGACAGAGUUGGUCUUUGGUUCCUUCCUCAUCGAGUACAGAAUCGUGGGGUCCCGGAGCGUGCAGAAUGUGACGGUGAUGGCCCAUCGCCGCUCCUACCUCAUCACAGGCCUGAGGCCUAGCACCAAAUACACCGUCACUGUCUAUGGGAUUUCCAGAGGCCAGCACACAGCACUGUCAACAUCUGUGAUAACCACAAGAGCCUCCACAGAUAAAGAGGGUCAGAGGCCGCUCAUGUUGAUGGAUCUGGGCAAGGUCUCCGUGUCUAAGGUCACGGCCGACUCCCUCAAACUCUCCUGGGAAACGGAGAGAUCCUAUGAUUCCUUCCUGGUUGAAUACGGCCCUGAGGGCUCAGAGGAUGUGAGCGUGCUCCCGAUAACCGGUGACCGUCGAUCCGCUGUCAUCACAGGCCUGAGGCCUAGCACCAUCUACAGGCUGCAUGUCUACGGGCUCUCUGGUGACCAACGCAGCAGGCCGCUUACCACCUCCACCAAGACCACAGAUAAGAGCGUGGUAAAGCUUGUUAAACUGAGAACUCUUUCCGUUUCCAUGGUGACGGCUCACUCUGUGCAGGUCUCCUGGACGACAGAGCUGGUCUUUAGUUCCUUCCUCAUCGAGUACAGAAUCAUGGGGUCCCGGAGCAUGCAGAAUGUGACGGUGAUGGCCGAUCGCCGCUCCUACCUCAUCACAGGCCUGAGGCCUAGCACUAAAUACACCGUCACUGUCUAUGGGAUUUCCAGAGGCCAGCGCACAGCACUGUCAACAUCUGUGAUAACCACAAGAGCCUCCACAGAUAAAGAGGGUCAGAGGCCGCUCACGGUGGUGGAUCUGGGCAAGGUCUCCGUGUCUAAGGUCACGGCUGACUCCCUCAAACUCUCCUGGGAAAUGGAGAGAUCCUAUGAUUCCUUCUUGAUUGAAUACGGCCCGGAGGGCUCAAAGGAUGUGAGCGAGCUCCCGGUAACUGGUGACCGUCGAUCCGCUGUCAUCACGAGUCUGAGACCUAGCACCACCUACAAACUGUAUGUCUACGGGCUCUCUGGUGACCAACGCAGCAGGCCGCUAACCACCUCCGCCAAGACCACAGACAAGGCCGUGGUCAAACCCGUUAAACUGAGACCUCUUUCCGUUUCCACGGUGACGGCUCACUCUGUGCGGGUCUCCUGGACGACAGAGUUGGUCUUUGGUUCCUUCCUCAUCGAGUACAGAAUCGUGGGGUCCCAGAGCGUGCAGAAUGUGACGGUGAUGGCCCAUCGCCGCUCCUACCUCAUCACAGGCCUGAGGCCUAGCACCAAGUACACCGUCACUGUCUAUGGGAUUUCCAGAGGCCAGCGCACAGCACUGUCAACAUCUGUGAUAACCACAAGAGCCUCCACAGAUAACGAGGGUCAGAGGCCGCUCACGGUGGUGGAUCUGGGCAAGGUCUCAGUGUCUAAGGUCACGGCCGACUCCCUCAAACUCUCCUGGGAAACGGAGAGUUCCUAUGAUUCCUUCCUGGUUGAAUACGGCCCGGUGGGCUCAGAGGAUGUGAGCGAGCUCCCGGUAACUGGUGACAGUCAAUCUGCUGUCAUCACAGGCCUGAGGUCUAACACCAACUACAGGCUGCAUGUCUAUGGGCUCUCUGGUGACCAACGCAGCAGGCCGCUUACCACCUCCACCAAGACCACAGCCCUGACAGACAAGACCGUGGUCAAACCCGUUAAACUGAGACCUCUUUCCGUUUCCACGGUGACUGCUCACUCUGUGCAGGUCUCCUGGACGACAGAGUUGGUCUUUGGUUCCUUCCUCAUCGAGUACAGAAUCGUGGGGUCCCGGAGCGUGCAGAAUGUGACGGUGAUGGCCCAUCGCCGUUCCUACCUCAUCACAGGCCUGAGACCUAGCACCAAAUACACCGUCACCGUCUAUGGGAUUUCCAGAGGCCAGCGCACAGCACUGUCAACAUCUGUGAUAACCACAAGAGCCUCCACAGAUAAAGAGGGUCAGAGGCCGCUCACGGUGGUGGAUCUGGGCAAGGUCUCAGUGUCUAAGGUCACGGCCGACUCCCUCAAACUCUCCUGGGAAACAGAGAGAUCCUAUGAUUCCUUCCUGAUUGAAUACGGCCCUGAGGGCUCAGAGGAUGUGAGCGAGCUCCCGAUAACCGGUGACCGUCAAUCUGCUGUCAUCACAGGCCUGAGACCGAGCACCACCUACAGGCUGCAUGUCUACGGGUUCUCUGGUGACCAACGCAGCAGACCGCUGACCACCUCUGCCAAGACCGCAGACAAGGCUGUGGUCAAACCUGUUAAACUGGGCCCUCUUUCUGUUUCCACGGUGACGGCUCACUCUGUGCGGGUCUCCUGGACGACAGAGCUGGUCUUUGGUUUCUUCCUCAUCGAGUACAGAAUCGUGGGGUCCCGGAGCGUGCAGAAUGUGACGGUGAUGGCUAAUCGCCGUUCCUACCUCAUCACAGGCCUGAGGCCUAGCACCAAAUACAGCGUUACCGUCUAUGGGAUUUCCAGAGGCCAGCGCACAGCACUGUCAACAUCUGUGGUAACCACAAGAGGAAUGGAUCUCUAUUGGAACUUUCUUUACCACACACGUGGGAGGCCAAAGAAUGCUCCAAGGCUGGUUUUCACACGGGCCCCAGUCGUCCUCUUAUUGAUCGGAGCUUCUGCAGCUAAAGACACUGUGAAGCCAAAUAGACUUGGUGACCUUUCUGUCUCUCACAUCACGGCUCAGUCCUUCAAACUCUCCUGGACAGCGAGCGAGGGCUUCGAUUCCUUUUUGAUAGAGUACAGCGCCUCGGAGCCCCGGGGAGUGUACAACCUGACCAUGACCGGGGACCAAAGGUCCACCUCCAUCAAAGGCCUGAGGCCUACCACCGUCUACACUGUCCGUCUCUAUGGGGUCGCUAAGGGCCAGCGCACAAAGCCACUGACUAGCGUAGUGACCACCACAGCUUCCACAGGAACGGUUAUCAUGGAACCCAGUGAGAAGAAAGAGCUGGGCAACAUUUCUGCUUUGGCGCUGACCCCUCACUCAGUCAGACUGUCCUGGGCAGCCCAGAGGGACUAUGACUCCUACGUUGUGCAGUACAGAGCCCGGGGAUCAGAGCUGGUGCAGAAACAGUCUCUGAGUGGCCAGACUCGAUCACAUGUCAUCACAGGCCUCAGGCCUACUACCAAGUACACCUUCUACCUCUACGGAGUGUCCAGUGGGCGCCACACAACACCCCUGUCCAUCACCGUCACCACCGCAGACUCCCCAGAUGAGGUCAGUCCGACAGCGAAGACACCGGUCCGACCCGGUGUAUCUCACAUCACAGCAGACUCCCUGCAGCUCUCCUGGAUGGUGGGCCGAGUGUAUGAACUCUUUCUGAUCCAGUACCGAGCCCACGGCUCCCAGACUGUGAGCAAUUUGACCGUGGCUGGAGAUCAGAGGUCAUUCUUCAUCACAGGCCUCAGACCCAGCACCAAAUACACCAUCUAUCUCUACGGGGUCUUUCAAGGCCAAGUCACAAAACUGAUGGCUUUUGUGGCUUCCACCACAGUGAAGGAAGGUGUAAGGCCCAGUCAGGUGAAGGCCUUGGGCAGCCUCUCUGUCUCUAACAUCACAGCUGACUCUCUGGAGCUCUCCUGGUCAACACAGUGGGCCUUUGAUUCCUACGUCAUUCAGUAUAGAGCCCAGGGCUCCGAGGAAGUGAGGAAGCUCCGGGUGUCUGGGAACCGUCGCUCGUAUGUCCUCAUAGGCCUCAGGCCUACCAUCAAAUACGCCAUCUACAUUUAUGGAGUGUCCAGGGGCCGUCACACCAGGCCGCUUUCGAUCGUCGUGACGACCACAGCUUCCAUAGAUACCAAUGGUGUAAAGCCCAGCAGGCUGAGGAAACUGAUCCGCCUUUCGGGGAACAAUGUCACGCAGGAUUCCCUGCAAAUCUUUUGGGCAGCUGAAAGUGGCUUUGAUUCCUUUCUGAUCCAGUACAGAGUGGAAGGAUCUGAGGAGGUGCAGAACUUCACAGUGCCUGCUCAUCAACAUUCGUCCUUCAUUGAAGGCCUGAGGCCUGGUACCAAGUACCUGGUUUCUCUCUAUGGGCUUUCCGGAAGCAGACGGACUAGGCCACUAACCACUAUAAUAACCACUGCAGCUUCAGCAGAGAAAGAGUUGGUGAAAUCUGGCAAGUUUGGGAGCCUUUCGUUCUCGAAUAUCACGGCUGACUCCCUCCUCCUCUUGUGGUCCGCUGACACUGUCUUUGACUCCUUCCUGAUACAGUACAAAGCUCAGGGGUCUGAACUUCUGCAGAAUAUCACUGUAACUGGUGACCGUCGCUCGGCCCUCAUCACAGGCCUGAGGCCUACGACCAACUACACCAUUUACCUCUAUGGGGUGUCCAAUGGCCAGCUCUCCAGGCCAUUGGUGGCUCUCUUGACCAUCACAGCGGUUCCUGUUCACACCGUUGGUGUCAGUGCCCUGGGAAGACUCUCAGUCUCCGAUAUCAACACUCACAGCCUCAAGCUCAGCUGGGCCGUGGAGGAAGGGACCUUUGACUCUUUCUUGGUCCAGUAUAGAGACUCCGAGGGGCAGCUGGGGGUCAAAGAGGUCACGGUGCCAGGCAACCUCCGCAGUGUCUCCAUCGGUGACCUGGCCCCCAGCACCGAGUACCUCAUCUCCCUCUAUGGCAUGUUACAGAACCAGCAAACAGAACCCAUUCCCAUCGUGGCACGAACAGCUCGAGAGAGUCCGAGCAGACUGAGUUUCUCCGAUCUCACAGACAGCUCAGUCACCGUCCACUGGGCAGCGCCGUCAGCGCCUGUCGAUAGCUUCAAGAUCUUCUACGUCCCGACGAAGCGAGGUGAACCGAGGAGCACGGUGAUAGCCGGCAGGAAAACCAACGUCACCCUGAGAGACCUGCUCCCGGAUACCCAGUACGAGGUCAACCUGGUGGCUGUGCGGGGGGCCACGGAGAGUCCACCCAUCCUGGACCACUUCACAUCUGCUCCGGAUGCUCCGACAAAUCUGAAAGCUGUGAAUGUUUCCGAGACAAUGGCCCUCCUGGUUUGGAGACCUGCGAUUGCACCCAUUGACCACUACACCAUCACCUACAGCAGCAAAGCCGGUGCCACUGUCAGCCGGGAUGUUCCCGGUAACUCAGCCCAGCUGCAGCUGACUGGCCUCACUGUGAAUACUGAGUACACAGCAGAUAUCUCUAGUGUCAGCGGAGACAGGAUGAGUCCGAGAGUCACUACCAGCUUUGUCACUGGUUCUGAUCUACCAAAGGACCUAACAGUGAGUGACAUCUCAUCAAGUGAAGCCCUGGUCUCCUGGAAGAGCCCGAGACUCAUCGUCAGAAACCAAGACCAACAAGGUGUCUCAGCCUCUUGA